AUGGCGGCUUCGACCCGCCGCGCCGUCAUCACCGCCGUUUCCUCAUCCCUAGCCCUGUCACUGUCGCCAUCUUCGCCUCUCCCUCCUUUCACGAGGGAGGAUUUGGCACUGCCCCCAGAGGAGCUCCCAUCUGACUCCCUCCUGAGCGGUCUCUUACGGAGCGGCGUGAAGCUCGUCGUUGUCCCGCCAGCGAAGAACGCCGAGCGCGUCUCCUCCUCCGCCUCCACCCUCCUCGUCACAGUAGUCUGCUCCUCGUCGGAAGCAUGGCUUGCCGUUCCCGUUCACUAG
Messenger RNA from Danaus chrysippus (African queen), 288 nucleotides. Lineage: Eukaryota; Metazoa; Arthropoda; Insecta; Lepidoptera; Nymphalidae. The record is from the annotation of a GenBank genome assembly.